This is a messenger RNA of Rhipicephalus sanguineus (brown dog tick), 1187 nucleotides long. RefSeq lists its product as uncharacterized. Lineage: Eukaryota; Metazoa; Arthropoda; Arachnida; Ixodida; Ixodidae. The transcript is spliced from 5 exons. The record is from RefSeq and is a predicted model, not a curated record. The coding region runs from base 1 to 1056 and encodes 351 amino acids.
AUGCAUGAAGCAUCAGAGAACAAGGAGUGUGAAAACACAUCCACUGCAUUCAUCACUGACAGUACAGGGCAACACCUGAAAAACAUCACUGGGUUAUUGCAAGCUGCCAUUUACCCAAAUGGCCUAACAGGAGUGCAAACGACCAGGAAUACAAGGUCACGUGCUGUCCAGACCAAUGCCAUUGAGGGACCACGAACGUCAUCGCCUGCCUUCUUAGAGCCCCAGUCCUAUUCCUUCAAUUCAGAUUUUGAUGAAGACUUGGAAGAUAGGAACAUUGAUUCUUCAUUCGCUCUGUCAGAGGACAGUCACCCAGGAAAUAAUGAACACGCACCGCUGCCCCUUCAUGAAGAGCGAAAAUUUAUUGUGUUUGAAUCUUCCCUGGAUGAACUACUCUGGGCAUGCCCAGUGUGUGCGCAGCGCUGCACAGGUGUUGACAAAAGAGUAAGAGGCACAAUGCUGUAUGUGGAACGAAUAUGCAAAAAUCAGCAUGUGUCUGCUUGGGCUAGCCAGCCAAAAAUUCAAAUGAAAGCAGCGGGGAACGUCUUGGUACCUGCUGCAGCUCUGUACUCUGGGUGCAGUAUUUCAAAAUUUUUGAGAGCACUCAAGAGUACAGGCAUAGUGUGUCCAAAUUACCGGUAUCAUUUUGCGGUACAGAAAGCUCUCCUCGUCCCAGCAAUUACAAUGGUUUGGACGAAGCACCAGAACAGUCUUUUUGAAAGUGUUGCUGGGAAACCGCUACGCCUUGCAGGGGACGGAAGGGCAGAUUCUCCCGGGCACUCUGCAAAAUACGGAACCUACUCCCUCAUUGACAUCGACCGAAACAAGGUCCUCCAUGUCGAAACUGUGCAGUCGAACGAAACAGGUGGCAGCAGUCAGAUGGAGCUAGAGGGUCUCAAGAGGUCGUUGCAGAUAUUUGAGGCGAAUGGUUUGAUCAUUGACCUCAUGGUCACAGAUCGCCACACUCAGAUCAAGGCAUUUGCUGCCAAAGAGGGAAACUUCGAGCACAAUUAUGACUGUUGGCACAUUGGCAAAUGUAAGCAUUGUAAACCAUACUAAAAAAAUAUGAAUUUCAUAAAACAGGCGGUGUGCCAGUUUUCAACACAUUUUGUUGUGUUUUCUCCAGCACUCAGAAAAAAGCUAACAGCAGCCAGCAAACUGAAGAAGUACGGCAGCAUCACACCAUGGAU